Messenger RNA from Histoplasma mississippiense, 1338 nucleotides. RefSeq lists its product with no specific name. Gene Ontology annotation, biological process: protein N-linked glycosylation. The coding region runs from base 1 to 1338 and encodes 445 amino acids. The record is from RefSeq and is a predicted model, not a curated record. Gene Ontology annotation, cellular component: Golgi membrane. Gene Ontology annotation, molecular function: glycosyltransferase activity. NCBI's taxonomy places the organism in Eukaryota, Fungi, Ascomycota, Eurotiomycetes, Onygenales, Ajellomycetaceae. The transcript has 4 exons.
AUGUCCCUCUCGAGAUCACCCUCCCCCCGCCGUGGAGGAGGAUGGUCCAGUCCCGGUCUGACCAUUGCAACAGGCAGCUCUAGAGGCUCCAGCCCGCCCAGGGGUUACCAUGACACCGCAAACAGCAGUACAAGCAGUGGGAGCGGAGCCUUCCACCCAAACAGUUCACCAAUCGCCGGUGCUGGCCCCGGCAAUGGUGCCGUCACCUGGGCUUCCGCAAAGGCAAAGAGUGACCGCAUAGCCGCCUACCCUUCCUUUUCCACCCGGAACAAUGGCUUCUUCUCCAGACAGCGGCGAAAAAUCUCCGCGAGCCUGCCGCGGUUCCGUGUCAAUUCCAUGCUUGAUUACGGCGAGAAGGAAAAGCUGGGCCGUGGGCGAUGGUUGGCGUGCGGCCCCGGCGACCUGCCGUUGCGCGUCCGCCUCAAAACUCUCCUGGGCAGCUUGUUUCGCCGGAAGAGGUUCAGAUUCAUGCUCCUGUUGCUGUUCUUGUUCUUCUUCUGGCUGUUCUUUUCAACUCUCCUACCGCGCAUCGUCGAUGGGUGGGGCGCUGGGGCUACGAGCUCGAAAUCGUCAACAUGGUUACGCAGAAGCGAUAUGCACAUGAAUGGAGGGAAGGGUGGGAGAAAGUCGACGCCCUCCGCCAGGCUUUUCGACGAUAUCCUAAUGCAGAAUGGUUCUGGUGGCUGGACCUUCACACCUACAUCAUGGAACCCACCUACUCCUCUCCAAUCGCACGUCCUCAACCACCUCGACACCAACGCUUACCGCGACAUCAAUUUCUUCAACCCGCUCAAUAUCUCCCACCCCCUGAACGCGUCAUACCUGGAUCCAUUCUCCCGCUCCAUGACCGGCGACAACAAAACCUCCUCCAUAAACCUGAUCCUCACGCAGGACUGCUCUGGCUUCAGCCUGGGCUCCUUCGUCGUCCGGCGCAGCCCCUGGACCGAGCGCCUGCUCGACAUAUGGUGGGAUCCCGCCCUCUACGAACAGAAGCACCUGGCCUGGACUCAUAAGGAGCAGGAUAGCCUGCAACAUGUCUACAUCAACCAUCCGUGGGUGCGUCCGCACGUCGCCUUCAUGCCGCAGCGGCGCAUGAACUCGUUCCCGCCGGGCGCGUGCGGCAAUGGCACGGACCGGCGCAUCCACUACCAGCGCAAUGACCGAGAUUUCAUCGUCAACAUGGCCGGCUGCGAGUGGGGAAGGGACUGCUGGGGGGAGAUGUGGUAUUAUCGCCAGCUGGGUUACUUCCUCAACCGGUCCUGGUGGGAGCGCUUUAAGGAGGGGCUGGCGGAUAUAUUUUUCAAAAUGAUUGGUAGGCCGCUAAAGAGGCAGUUUUGA